AUGUCUAUCACUCUCUCUCUCUCUCUCUCUCUCUCUCGUUCAAUUUCCCUUUCUCUUUCUCACGUUCUCUCUCUCUCUCUCUUCAGCGAUAAUCUAUCUCGUUAUUUGUUUCCUGAUAGCCAUCUGUGUAACUCUCUCUUUCUCUUCAACACUAGUCCCCUGUCUUUCUCUCUUUUCCCCCUAUUUCUGUCUCUCACUCUCUCUGUCUCUUUCUCUCUCUUAUUCUCACUCACACACACACACACACACAACACUGAUAUAUCUUUUUAUUAUUUUACCUGUUACCCCUACGUAUAUCUCGUACAAUCUCUCUUCUCUCGUUCCCUUUUCUCUCUCUCUCUCUCUCUCUUUCUCUUUUUACUCUAUCUGUCUGUCUGUCUGUCUGUCUGUCUCUCUCUCUCUCUCUCUCUCUCUCUUCGUUACCUCACUCUUUCUCUAUCCCCCUCUCUCUCCCUCUCUUACUCUCUCUCAGUCUCUCUCUUACUCUCUCUAUCUCUAUCUCCCUCUCCCUCUUCAGUACUGAUUUAUCUCACUCUCUUUCUCUAUCCCCCUCUCUCUCUCUCUUACUCUCUCUCACUCUCUCUCUCUUACUCUCUCUCUCUUACUCUCUCUCUCUUACUCUCUCUCUCUCUAUCUCCCUCUCCCUCUCUCUCUUCAUUAUCUCACUCUCUUUCUCUAUCCCCCUCUCUCUCUUACUCUCUCUCUCUCUAUUACUCUCUCUCUAUAUCUCCCUCCCUCUCCCUCUCUCUCUCCUCAGUACUGAUUUCUCUGUCUCACUCUCACAUUCUCUCUCCCCUCUCUCUCUCUCUCCUUUCUCACUUUCUUUCUUUCUCUCUCUACCCCUGUCUUUAUCCUUGUCUUUAUCCCUCUCUGUCCCCUCUCUAUCUCUCUUUAUUACUGAUGUAUCUGUCUAUUUACCUAUCCCCUGACUCUCUCUAUUUCACCACUUUGACGACACGUUCAUUUUUUUUUUCAUUUCUUUCUUUGCAGAGAGAAUUCCACUAUUUUAUUCGUCUGCCAUUGGCUUCUUUUGCGACACACGCCUGA
Molecule: messenger RNA, 1047 nt
Organism: Acanthosepion pharaonis
Lineage: Eukaryota; Metazoa; Mollusca; Cephalopoda; Sepiida; Sepiidae
Source: the annotation of a GenBank genome assembly